CAAAGAAAAUGAAGUAUUUUGUUUUAGUGCUCUGUGUUUUGUUUUCUGGAGUGCUUUCGAAAACUGCAUUAAAACGCAAUGAUUCUGAUAAAGAUGGAAAGAACAGUCCACUGAUAUGGUUCAUGAUACAACAGUUAAAUGCUUUAGGAGCACGUGUGGAAAAACUCCGAGAUAUAGCACAUGAAAGUCAAAAAGACAUGAUUUCUAUGAAAAGAGACAUGGCUGAUUUGAAAUCUAGAAACGGAAACGUCGCCAUUGACAAAAAGGAGCAGUCGCUUGAUGAAAUAAAUUUUAAAGUAAUUGCAGUAGCUAACAAAAAGAAAAUCGACAAACUUACGUCAAAAUUAGAUAAGUUCGACACAGUCGCAAACAAAAAGAAAUUCAACCGUCUGGAGGCAAGAUUAGAUAAGUUUGACAAUAGCAAACUCGACAAGCAAAUUAAGCAGGCGCUUUCACAGAUUAGAAGAUUCAACGAGAACCAUGAUAACAUCGGUGGAGGAGAUACAUAUGUGCGGUGGGGUCGAUCUACUUGCCCAUCAAAAAAUGGAACUACACUUGUAUAUUCUGGUUUCGCAGGUGGUGGAUAUUACGCCGCUGUCGGAGCACCUGCAGAGCCCGUAUGUCUUCCAACAGACCCUAAUUUCUUAAAAACAUCUGGUACCAAUAGCGCUUUCAUAUACGGUAUGGAAUAUCAAUCCAAAUUUUUUGGUUCGAAUGCUAUUAAUCAGGAUGCUCCUUGCAGUGUUUGCCAUGUUCAAAUUGGAACAACAAUUAUGAUACCUGGAAAAAACACCUGCAAUAAAGGAUGGAAAUUAGAGUAUGAAGGAAAUCUAGCUGCAGGUGCUGCUGGACAUGCUGCCGCCUCCACUUAUUUAUGUGUUGAUUUAAACCCAGAGUACCUUCACCAUGGGAGUCAUGACUACAUUGGAAAGCUGUUAUAUGAAGUAGUCGGCCAAUGUGGAUCCUUGCCUUGUCCUCCUUAUCGUAAUGGAUACCCUUUAACGUGUGCCGUGUGUUCUAAAUGAAAA
This is a messenger RNA of Mytilus trossulus (common blue mussel), 1028 nucleotides long. RefSeq lists its product as uncharacterized. The record is from RefSeq and is a predicted model, not a curated record. The coding region runs from base 9 to 1025 and encodes 338 amino acids. NCBI's taxonomy places the organism in Eukaryota, Metazoa, Mollusca, Bivalvia, Mytilida, Mytilidae. The transcript is spliced from 3 exons.